AUGACAUUUACGUCACUCUCUGUCUCUGUAGAGCCCGAGAAACCAAAGUCACCGGAGGUGGAUGCUUCAAAGAGAGAAGAGGAAGCUGCUAUAGUUGAGAGCGUCGUGGCUGAGGAUCACGCAGUCCUUCUGAAAUCAGUCAAGAAACCAACCAAGAAGAAAGCCGGAGCCAAAUCCAGUUCAGAGGAUGAAAACAGCCCGAGUGCAACAAGGAAGGGGAAAGCUACAAGAAAGCCCCCAACUACAUCAAAAAGAGCAAAGGCCCUGGCAAUCAGCAAGCAGAACACCUCCAUCAGACGAUCGAGCAGGAAACCUCUGGUGACGCCUGCCAGGAGCAUGAUGGAUUCUUCCUUGAUGAUGGGACCCACUCCCCUCGUCACGCCACGCUUCGACCCCAGGCUUCCUAAGACCCCUGCUGUGAGAGUUCCCCGCCACAAAGAGAGGGUCUAUAGCAUUUCAGUCAAUGGCUCUCCCAUUGCAGCAGGAAACGAGGACAUCGUCAUCAACGUCCCCAUUGGCAACGGAGAGAGCGUCCAGCUGUUGGCCAGUCAGAUGGACUCAGUCGAUCUGUCGCUGCUGGAUGAAACUGCCCUGAGGAGCAUUCGGCUGCUGAAGAAUCGCCUCACAACACUGUGCGGAAAAUCAGAGUGACCGACGCGUCUACUGCUCUGAUUUUUUUUUUUUUUUUUUUCUGAUGUCAUUGGUUUGAAGGGGACGGCUGGAUUUUAGUAGUUCUGUCUUUGCAGCUUUUAUAAGAUUAUUUGACUGUUUAUUCUUUGCUUCUUUUGUAAAUACACUACAUUUUUUUUGUUUCCACUCUAUCUUUCUAUACAGUAGCUCACGUUUCCAUUGUUAGCGCAAAUGCAUACGUCAUGUAAAUACUUUCAUCUUUGUCUGCAAAACUGAUAAAGGGUUUUGUUGAGCA
Paralichthys olivaceus (Japanese flounder) is the source of this 925-nucleotide messenger RNA. The record is from RefSeq and is a predicted model, not a curated record. Lineage: Eukaryota; Metazoa; Chordata; Actinopteri; Pleuronectiformes; Paralichthyidae.